UACGAGAAACAGCUGUCAGCUGUUUGCGGCAUGAGGUUACGUCGCCUCUGAUUACGAAAAGUCUUAAAAGUUAGUUUUAAACUAUUUUGAAUAAAAAAUAAAUCAGAAAUGUCGAACAGCCACUUGUUCCUGAAGUCCGGCUUUCCACGGGCUCCCCUGCAAAAUGGAUUGGGACGCUAUGUCUGCCAGCUGCAGAGGAUUACUCUGAAGUUCUGCAAGAAUAAUGGAUCCAGCAGAGGCAUGCGCGACUUCAUCGAGAACCACUUGGUAGACUUCGCCAAGGAGAAUCCCGGUAUUGUGGUCUACGUAAAGCCCAGACGCCAUCGCACACCAGUUUUGGUUGGGGAGUAUUUGAACGGCGAGCGGGAGUGGAUGAGCUGCAGGAACAGCACCCAAGAGGAGAUCUCAAAGUGGAUUGACCUGCUGAGGACCCAAAACGGCAGCUCCAGCUCGCUGCGUCUCCGCAAAAUGUGGCACACUGAUGUGCCUUCCAUCCAGGGCCCGUGGACACCAUUCUUGCUGCGCUCACCAGAAGCCCAGGGCCAGGUAUAUCCUAGCGAAGAUGCGUCCAAGCCGCUAGAGACACCACAAACCGCCACCGAGAAGCUCAUCGAACUAUUCCGGCAGCAGCAACUCGAAGGUGGCAAGGAAGCCCACGAAGUUCUUAACAAGAAGCGAGCUGAGUAGUAGAAAAUAAGCCAUUUUGGUAAUUGUUGCUUUUAUUUUAAUAAUUAAAAUCAUAAACACUGAAA
Molecule: messenger RNA, 752 nt
Organism: Drosophila subpulchrella
Lineage: Eukaryota; Metazoa; Arthropoda; Insecta; Diptera; Drosophilidae
Gene: mRpL43
Product: 39S ribosomal protein L43, mitochondrial
Exons: 3
Coding region: 109-687 (192 amino acids)
Biological process (GO): mitochondrial translation
Cellular component (GO): mitochondrial large ribosomal subunit
Molecular function (GO): structural constituent of ribosome
Source: RefSeq, a predicted model, not a curated record